Messenger RNA from Anopheles bellator, 1001 nucleotides. RefSeq names its product leucine-rich repeat-containing protein 59-like. The transcript has 3 exons. The record is from RefSeq and is a predicted model, not a curated record. The coding region runs from base 76 to 930 and encodes 284 amino acids. Gene Ontology annotation, molecular function: protein binding. NCBI's taxonomy places the organism in Eukaryota, Metazoa, Arthropoda, Insecta, Diptera, Culicidae.
GGAAUCAAAACAAAGCAGGCCUCGUAUCGCCUAAUAAGUUAAAAGUGAUUGCAAUUAUUCUCAUGAAUUAGGAGUAUGCCGAAACAAAGUAAAGAUGAUGGUGAAAAGAUUAACGUCCGUGAACGGCUCACGGACAACCUGCUGGAUCUGAGUCUGAUGAACAUCUCCACCAUCCCAGUGAAUGAAAUCAAAGCCUUACGCAGAGCAACGAUCUUGGAUUUGUCUAACAACCGAAUUGGGGCUAUUAAGAGUGAUUUCUUAGCGCUCACGCAGCUGACCCAACUGGACUUGUCCAAAAACAGAAUCACCUCGAUCUGUGACGAUUUCGGGCAACUUACCAACCUACGGCGGCUCGAUUUAUACAACAAUCAAAUAACGCGUUUGCCGCUCUCGUUCGGGCGGCUAAGAAACCUUAAGUAUCUGGAUCUAAAGAACAACCCACUGCAUCCGGCACUCGGCAAAAAAAUCGGCACUUUCAGCGAUACUUCCGAUUGUCUGGCGGCAGCCAACCGUGCCGUCGAGUUGAUGAAAACUAUCGAGCAGAUGAUGAUCAGUGAUUGUAUGGGCGAGAUAGAAUUGCGCAAUAGUGCCGAAGGAAAACAACCGAAUCAGGAUGUCGACACCGGUGCUACUGGGAAAUCGAAACGAAGAAGAAAGCACUUGAAUGGGGCCGAAUCGGAACAAAUGGUGCAGAUCCUAACGAAAGAUUCCGAUACUGACAAGGGCACUGAAAAACGUAAGCGCCGCCAGGGUGAGACCGUCUCCUCCAAAGGAGCACGGGCAACGAUCUUGUUGGCCAUCGGUUUAGUGCUACUACUGGCGUUGGUGGUGGCUCUCUUUUCCACACAUUCCGGUGCGGUGCAAUCUUUCUGGGAAAAGAUGUUCGACGAUCCAAAUGAAAACCGUGUGCAGGAAGAGUACAUAAAAUAAUCAGUAAGAGAAAAUUCAUUAUUAUCACUUGUAAAGUGCGUAGAAAAAUAAAUUCUUGUGAAAGAUGUUCU